This is a messenger RNA of Sipha flava (yellow sugarcane aphid), 1671 nucleotides long. Its product is annotated as zinc finger MYM-type protein 1-like. Gene Ontology annotation, molecular function: protein dimerization activity. Lineage: Eukaryota; Metazoa; Arthropoda; Insecta; Hemiptera; Aphididae. The record is from RefSeq and is a predicted model, not a curated record. The transcript has 2 exons. Bases 1 to 1671 code for a protein of 556 amino acids.
AUGGAGCAACAGAUAUUUUACUGGCGAGAAGUUUUACGUAGAGUAUUUGAAACGUUAAGAUAUCUUUGUGGAAGAGGUCUCGCAUUAAGAGGUGAUAGUGAAAAUUUCGGCGAUGAGCAAAAUGGAAAUUUUUUAGUUACUCUUGAGUACUUAUCAAAAUUUGACCCAUUUAUAGCUAAACAUUUAAAUGAAAAUUCAAAUAAAGGUAGAGGUAAAAAAUCUUAUUUAUCUUCAACGAUUUAUGAAGAAUGUGUUUUAAUAAUGGGAAAUAAGCUUUUGAAGAUGAUAACAAAAGAAGUAAAAUGUGCUAAAUAUUUUUCUAUAGUUGUUGACUCAUCUCGUGACACUUCUCAUAUUGAUCAACUAGCUAUUAUUUUACGAUACGUCAAGAUAUAUGAUUCCGUAGAAGUUCAUGAACGUUUCUUAUGUGUUGAACCUGCUGUUGGUCAUUCUGGAAAAAAUAUUGCUCAAGCUAUUUUGAAAAAACUUGAAGAACUUGAUUUGAAUAUAUUGGAUGCAAGGGGCCAAUCGUAUGACAAUGCUUCAAAUAUGUCUGGGAAGUUUGAAGGAGUACAGGUGCAUUUGAAGAAGUCUAAUAAGUAUAUGGAUUUUAUUCCAUGUACUGCACAUUCGUUAAAUUUAGUUGGAAACAAUGCAGUUGACAAUUGUUCAGCUGCAUCCGUAUUUUUUGAGUUUGUUCAACAUUUAUAUACAUUUUGUUCAGCCUCUACAUAUCGAUGGGAAACAAUUUGUGGUGAUUUAAAAAGAAUUGAUGGGAGAACUGUAGUCUUAAAGAGUUUGAGUGAAACACGAUGGUCAUCUAGAGCACACUCUACUAAAGUACUUUUACUAUGGAACAGAAUUUUAGAAAGAUUUGACAAAACUAGUGUUAAAUUACAAGAGAAGUCACUUGAUUUAUCAGUCGCUGUUAAGCUUUUAAAAUUUUUACGGGAGUAUAUUGGUUCAAUAAGAAACAAUUUCAAUGAUAUAGAAAAAGUGGCAUUAUCUCUUUCUAAAGUUAUUUCUAAAAAGUAUAAUACUGAAAAAAAAAGAAAAAUAAUUCGUAAAUUAACUCCAGAUGAAAUGAUUCGAAACGAAGAAGAGACCACUUUUUCUGGGCAGGAGAAGUUUAGAGUUGAAACAUUUAUAGUUAUAAUGGACAAAUUAGAUAUAUGCCUGCUAAAAAGACUUGAACAAUAUAACGAUUUAGAUAGAAAGUUUGGAUUUCUUACUUAUUUUAAAUCUAUGACUGAGAAAGAAAUCGUAGAUAUGGCAAAAAAUCUUGGUAAAAUAUAUCCAGACGACCUUGAUUGUGACAUUUUUCCCGAAGAAAUGAUACAUUUUACCAAAUUAGUUGAUGAGCAAGAUGAAGAAGGAAAAAUUAAAAUGCCAUCAGCACUAAAAUGUCUUCAAAUUAUACACGAUAAUAAACUCAAUUCAGUGUUUCCCAAUGUGGAAGUAGCGUAUAGAUUGUAUUUAUGUCUUCCAGUUGCCAAUUGCAGCGCAGAAAGAGCAUUUUCAAAAUUGAAAAGAGUGAAGAACGAAUUGAGGUCUACCAUGAAAAAUCCACGCUUGAACGCUUUAUCAUUAAUGGCCAUUGAGAGGUCUCUACUUAAAGAAAUAAAUACAGAUGAAAUAAUUGUGGAGUUUCAAAAAAAGAAAAGAAAAUAA